UGUACAGCGACUAGUGCUGGAAAUCUCAGACUCGGAGAGCCAAGCCAUAUGCAUAGACAGCCACACUCCUCGGCGAACGUUUCUGGAUCUCGUCUAUAAUUGGCUCCGCUACUUAUGUCAAGUCGCCGGCGGACAACUCCGGACGGGUGACAGGUCCAUGGACUCAAUAUCCCAGCGUACUUCCCACGAGCUAGCCCGCGCCUCCCAGCGCUGACGUGUGACGUCAGUCCCCUGUUUCUGGCAUGUUCUGGCGAGAUCUAUAACCGGAGAGCAUACUGAAGCACAUCCCUUUGCCUUCUAGUUUCAAAUCGCAGAGACACAUAUACUGAACAACCGCCUCAGGGCAACUCUGAACAAAACACAGUCUUGCUGACAGCCACCUAGCUCAACAUGGGUACAGACUACUACAAACUAUUGGGCAUCAGCCGCGACGCCAGUGAAGAUGAGAUCAAGAGGGCGUACAAGAAAAUGGCUCUUAAAUGGCAUCCUGACCGUAACAGUGGAUCAGAAGAGGCCUCAAAGAAGUUCAAGGAGAUCUCCGAGGCAUUUGAAGUGCUCAGCGAUAAACAGAAGCGGGGUAUAUAUGACCAAUUUGGAGAGGAGGGCCUUAAAGGCGGAGGCGGUGGCCCAUCACCAGGUGCUGGGGGCGGUUUCCAGAGCUUUGGUGGUUUCCCCGGCGGCGGUGGAGGCUCAACCUUUACCUUUACAAGCGGAGGUCCAGGGGGAGGAUUCGCACCAACGGAUCCGCAGAAGAUCUUUGAGACAAUGUUUGGAGGUGGUCUCGGAAGUAUGUUUGGAGGCAUGGGUGGCAUGGGUGGCAUGGGUGGAGGCAUGGGCGGAACGGGCGGAGGCAUGGGCGGAAUGGGUGGAGGCAUGGGCGGUCGCGGAAUGUACACCGACGAUGACGAUGGGUCUGGCUUUUUCGGUGGUAUGCCAGGCGGUAUGCCAGGCGGCACGCCCCGCCGUCCAGGUCCUGGGUCUCGAGGACAUUCACGUCGCGCAUCGGGAAGCAGCGGUAGCCCACAGUCCAACGAAAUCACGCGACCGCUCAAGCUUUCCUUGGAGGACCUCUACUGUGGCGCGACGAAGCACCUCAAGAUCGGCCGCAAGUUGCUGACUGGCGGCACGGAAGACAAGGUGCUCGAGAUCCAAGUGCUUCCAGGCUGGAAAAGUGGUACCAAGAUUCGCUUCCCGCGGGCAGGAAACGAGCAACCAACCGGCGAGGCGCAGGACCUGGUCUUCGUCGUAGAGGAGAAGGAGCACCCCGUUUUCACCCGUCAAGGGGACGACCUCGUAUGUCGGCUGAAGAUCCCAUUAGUGGACGCGCUGGCGCCUUCUGGCGGGAAACAGCAGGUGAACGCUCUUGACGGACGUAAAAUCCAGGUCACUGUCCCAUCACUUGGUGUCAUCAAGCCAGGCCAAGAAACGAAGAUUCCUGGCGAGGGCAUGCCCAUCCGCAAACAGGGAAGUCCAAAGAAGAAGGGAGAUCUGAUUGUAAAGUGGGACGUUGUGUUCCCAGAACGUCUUACUGCUUCGCAGAAAGAGGAGAUAAGAAAGGUGCUUGGUUGAGGAGUGGGUCAUAUUAGUAUCACAUUGUACAUCACCGCAUCAUGCAUAUAUGAAGGACUCUUAGCUUUACAAUACAAUCUCUGUUUUUGCUAGAAUACUUAUCGGUACAAUACCAAGCAAUUA
Messenger RNA from Coniophora puteana RWD-64-598 SS2, 1692 nucleotides. Its product is annotated as DnaJ-domain-containing protein. The transcript has 4 exons. Gene Ontology annotation, molecular function: protein-folding chaperone binding. NCBI's taxonomy places the organism in Eukaryota, Fungi, Basidiomycota, Agaricomycetes, Boletales, Coniophoraceae. Gene Ontology annotation, biological process: translational initiation. The record is from RefSeq and is a predicted model, not a curated record. Bases 391 to 1569 code for a protein of 392 amino acids. Gene Ontology annotation, cellular component: cytosol.